Phaeodactylum tricornutum CCAP 1055/1 is the source of this 3508-nucleotide messenger RNA. RefSeq names its product P5, P type ATPase (gene ATPase1-P5). Bases 1 to 3417 code for a protein of 1138 amino acids. NCBI's taxonomy places the organism in Eukaryota, Bacillariophyta, Bacillariophyceae, Surirellales, Neidiaceae. Gene Ontology annotation, cellular component: membrane. Gene Ontology annotation, molecular function: P-type transmembrane transporter activity; nucleotide binding. The transcript is spliced from 6 exons. The record is from RefSeq and is a predicted model, not a curated record.
AUGACCUUUGAAUACCACCGUCGCCGAUAUGUGUAUGAUACGACUCACAAUGUAUGGUCCAAGAUUCGUUGUAAAGUCGACUUUGAUGUAAGCGUCCUAGAAUCAUGGAAAGGCUUUACAACUCCUCAUCGUCUAGUGACCGGCCAAAUUCGCUACGGACCGAACUUAUUUCAAGUCAAACAACCCAAUUUCUUGGAUCUCUACAAAGCGCAAUUACUGAACCCCUUUUCCGUCUUUCAAAUCUUUUGCGUUCUACUCUGGGCUAUUGAUGAUUAUUUGAUUUAUUCCUUCUUCUCACUUUUCAUGGUCCUGAUGUUCGAAGGUACAGUGGUAUUUCAACGUCUCAAGUCUAUGCAAAUGUUGCAAGGUAUGGGCAAUCCGUCGAGACUCAUAUACGUUUUUAGAAGUGGCCGGUGGACACAGGUUGAUUCGAGUGGAUUGCUGCCGGGUGACAUAAUGAGUCUGACCCGACGUCCACCGACGGUCAUUGAAGAUGAUGGAGGAGAUGUUGUACCGGCAGAUCUACUCUUGCUGCGCGGCUCCACCGUCGUGAACGAAGCCUCUUUAACAGGCGAAUCUGUUCCACAAAUGAAGGAAGGAAUGGUUGAGCUAGAGGCCAACGAACACCUUAGUAUGAAGAAUAAGCACAAGAUGAAUGUGGCCUAUGCCGGUACCAAAAUGUUGUUGUGCCAGGGUGUGCCUCUGGACGACACUACAUCGGAUGUCUACAGACACUAUUCUCAAAUUCCGAGUCCACCUGAUCAAGGGUGUGUUUGUUUUGUUCUUCGGACAGGAUUUGCCUCGGCUCAAGGCAAACUGGUCCGGAUGAUCGAAGGGUCACAGGAAAAAGUCAAAGGCCACGAACGAGAAACAGGCUUACUUCUGUUGCUCUUAUGCGUUUUUGCCGUGGCUAGUUCAGCGUACGUUCUGUACCACGGCGUGCAAGAUGAGAAUCGCAGCAAGUACGAAUUACUCUUGCAUUGUAUUCUGAUCAUUACGAGUGUUAUUCGACCCGAACUACCCAUGCAGAUGGCCAUGGCUGUCAACAACAGCCUUAUGACACUUAUGAAGAUGCACGUCUUUUGCACUGAGCCAUACCGUGUACCGAUGGCGGGCAAGUUGGAUUCUUGUUUGUUUGACAAGACGGGUACGCUGACGACGGAUGAACUAGUGGCAGUGGGUGUUUGCGAGCCACACAAGCUUGCCAUUCCAAAGGGUAAAGAAGAAGAUGCCGAUCAACACUUCUUGACACCAAUGAGCAAGCUAUUGAACGAAGCGGGGUUGGUUCUGGCCGGAUGUCAUUCUCUGGUUGUGUACGAUGAUGAGACGACGGGAGACCCUUUGGAAAAAGCGUCUUUAACGUCUAUGCGUUGGCACUUAUCGACGGCAGCGGGCAAGCCAAUCGUGUUGCGAUCUUCUGGCGCGCAAAUCUCGGAAGUGGAAAUUUUGUGUCGUCAUCACUUCAGUUCGAAACUUCAGCGUAUGAGUUGUGUUGUCCGUGCAAAUAGCAAACAGUAUUCGGUUGCCAAGGGCUCGCCAGAAGCUGUUGGACGAUUGCUUGCGAGUAAACCAGACGGGUACGAUCGCCAGUCCGAGUUUCUUGCCAAGCAAGGUUAUCGUGUCAUCGCUCUAGCGUUUAAACCAUUGGUCUCAAACACCGACGUUCAAAACGCUACUGAGACGCGUGCAAUGUGCGAGUCUGACCUGAUUUUUGCGGGGUUUAUCGCUUUCACAUGCAUGGUUCGAAAGGACACAGCGUCGGUGCUGCUUCGACUCAAGGAAGGAGGUAUGAGUGUAGCAAUGGUGACCGGGGAUGCGCUUUUGACUGCUAUUCAUGUAGCAAAAGAACUGUCUAAAUCUUAUCGUCCGAUUGCGUACUUGGAGCUCACCGAAACCGGUAACUUAUUUUGGCGAAGUUAUGACGAUGGGAGCAAAGUGUGUGAAUUUAUUGCAGACGAAAUUCCUUCUCUUUCCAAGGGUUAUGAUCUUGCCACCACCGGUGCUUGCCUGGCAGCGGCGUUGGAACAGGAUAAAGAAAUGUCCAAGGUCCUAGAAUACAUCAAAGUUUUUGCUCGUAUGACGCCUGACGCAAAGGAAACUGUCAUCGAAUGUCUUCACUCGGUCAAUGCCCUUUGCCUUAUGUGUGGAGACGGUGCCAACGACGUUGGAGCGCUGAAACAGGCAGACGUAGGCGUCGCUCUUCUCUCUGGUUUCGGAAAUUUGAAUGUGGAAAAGGCAGAUGAAGGCGAAACAAAGAAAGAUGAGAACAAAGGAGUGCAAUGGGCGCAAUUCCGAGCCAUGAAGGAGUUUUGGAAGGACGAAGUUGAGAACUCGAAAAAAGUCAAGAAGGCACGCGGCGUUGAAGGCUCGGCUGCGACACUGGCGUCUCAGUUCGAGGAUCUCGAUGCAGGUGAUAUUCCUAUGGUCAAGCUCGGAGAUGCCAGUAUUGCUGCUCCAUUCACAAGCAAGAUGCCGAGUAUUCGUAGCUGCGUCGACAUUGUUCGACAAGGUCGGUGUACACUUGUCUCCACGAUCCAGAUGUACCAAAUCAUGGCGCUUCAAUGUCUCAUCAGUUCGUAUUCUCUAUCUGUUCUGUACCUUGAUGGUGUCAAGUAUGGUGACUCCCAAAUGACGGCUAUGGGUCUUCUUGGAUCGGUGUCCUUUAUGUCCGUUUCUCGAUCCAAGCCGCUGGACAAAUUGUCCAAAGUGCGUCCUUUGACGUCCAUCUUCCAUCCUGCAUUAUUCUCUAGCUUGCUUGGGCAAUUUGCUAUUCAUUUAUCGACUAUGCUUUUGGCGGUGUACAACGCCAAAACGCAUUUACCUCCGGAUUACUCUCCCGACCUCGACGGUCUCUUCCAGCCAGGUAUCUUGAAUACGGUCGUCUUUUUGGUCAGCAGUGUCCAACAGGUUUCCGUCUUUGUAGUAAAUCUACAAGGUCGUCCAUUCAUGACGGGCGUGACGGAAAAUACACCACUGCUUUGGAGUCUAGUUGCAACAUUUAUUCUCACAUUUAUGUUUGCGAGCGAGACCGUUCCUGGCCUCAAUAGGUACUUUCAAUUGGUGGCCUUCCCGGAAGAAAGCUUCCGCGACUUUAUUCUCCUCAUUUUGGUGCUGGACCUGUUGGCCUGCUUUGUAUGGGAUCGCAUCAUGCAAUUCCUUUUCGCUCGAGACAUUUUGCUGGCAAGCUUCGAAGGCACUUCUUUCAAGGAUGUUAUGAAGCUAGGACGAACCUUUGCAAUUGUUGGUUUCCUCAUGUACUCUUUCCUUGGAAGCAGUGACCAGUGGGAUGAGUUGUUGGCGAUGGAAGUAGGCGAGAAUUCCACCAAUGCGACGAGUUUGUCGGACGAUAUAUCGUUGAGCCAAACUGUGGCGGAUGCCGUCAAUCGGACUUUGGAUCCCUUCCAUGAAGAGUUUUAGUGCACCGUUAGAGCAGGCCCACUGACGAACAAGUGCGGACCACCAUGCUUUUUCGGGGUAUUCUUUGUAUUUAGAAAAAUGAUUUCGUUCC